CUCUUUUUCCAUCAAUCGUCUCCCAUCGUCAAGUCCAAUCACUACCACACCAUGCCAGUUGCCUCGCUAUGUCUUCUUGCCCUCUCCACCGAUGCGACCACCUUCCUCCACUCCCUCCGAUCCACCCGUACGGUCAUCGUCGCCUCUCGACCGCGCCAUGUCGUCAUCCGCCCGACUGACCUCGACAAGGACAUCCUAACCAAAACACCCUGGGACCUACUCGUUCUCAUCCAGCCACCACCAGACUCGCCCUCAAUGCCACCAUCUCUCCAACUGCAAAUAAAGACCCAGUACCAUGUGACAGUCGGAAUACCCUCCAAGCUCCUCACGACCUACCCAUCCCGAGACGAAGCUCUAAAACGAAACACCGAAUCCGUCCCGUUGACAGGGUCGCUAGACCACGCGUGCAACAAGCCCAGCUCUCAGAACCUCGAACUUUCUCCUGAACUUGUUUCAUUUAUGGACAAACUUACCACUCUACAUCCGGGCCCAGUGACAAUGCUGAACCUACUGCAUUUUCGCCAUCCUGAUGGGAAGAAGAGCUAUUAUCAGUACGGACAGUCGUUUGUCCCCGUUGCGGGGAAAAGAGGUGGUGAUGCGAAGCUGGUGGGGAAUGUCGUUAAACCGAGGUCUACGGUUGGGGUCGAGGUGGAUUCGAGGGGAGGUUGGGAGAGGAAGGAAGAGGAGUGGUGGAAUGAGAUUUCCAUUGUGCAUUACCCUUCUAUUAGGCAUUUCUGCGAUAUGCUUGCUGGCGAGGAUUAUCAGGAGAUCAAUGAGAAGUAUAGGUUAUCGGCUUUGAAAGAUACGCUUUUGCUCUGUACGACUGAGUUUGAUGUGGAAUCGGCAUCUUCGAAGCUUUGAGCUGUUGGAUAUAGGUGUUGUGGGAUACAAAACCGAGUAUAUCUGUGAGCUUCAUGUGCAGAAAAGGAUUUAAUGGAAGGCGUCACUAUAUAAAUUCGAUAUCAUCAAGUCAUUAAACGCACUGAUC
This is a messenger RNA of Aspergillus heteromorphus CBS 117.55, 988 nucleotides long. RefSeq lists its product as uncharacterized. NCBI's taxonomy places the organism in Eukaryota, Fungi, Ascomycota, Eurotiomycetes, Eurotiales, Aspergillaceae. The record is from RefSeq and is a predicted model, not a curated record. The transcript has 2 exons. The coding region runs from base 52 to 861 and encodes 269 amino acids.